Messenger RNA from Monodelphis domestica (gray short-tailed opossum), 4589 nucleotides. NCBI's taxonomy places the organism in Eukaryota, Metazoa, Chordata, Mammalia, Didelphimorphia, Didelphidae. The record is from RefSeq and is a predicted model, not a curated record.
AGAACUGGCGUCCCUAAGGCCUUACCCUAUUCUCCCUGCCCUACACGUCACGAAGCUGGCGUUGACAAGGAAAACAGAACAGCCCACUGGAGCACCCAGGCGUUUUCAGUAAACAAGAGGUGACCGCCUGCAGCACGUGGGAGGGAAGGGAAGGUACGUCGCUGCCAUCUUGACUAUGGGCAAGCACUACAGACAGGUCGGCGUCCCUAGGCUUCUUUGCGCAAGCGUAGCAUGAAGGCUCUCCACCUCCCCGUGCACGCGCUCGUAGCUCGCUACUCUCGCGAGAGGAGCGAGAUUUAUUCCUACGUACCGGGCCGUGCUGCUUAUGGCGGCGCUGGAGAGGGGGCGCUGAGCUGUUGGGUAUGAAGUGUAACAGAACAGACUUUACCACCUGAAACUGCUGCUUCAAGUUCAGAUCAGGCCAGGAACACGCCUCGUUUGUAACCACCACCAAGACCAAAGAAGAGUAAACUUAAGCUGAAGACACAACACUUGAUCUGAAACAAGAAGUUUGUGCCUACUCAACAGCUUCACAAGAGCACUUCCCAACGCUGCUAGUAGUCUUUGUUUUCUUCAGUGCUGUACUGUGAGAUUGAUUGCCCGCUGCAGCAGCAGUCAGAUCUCUAUUAGCUUGGUAGAUCAUUUCCUCUCGCUCUCUCUCUUUUUUUAAAAAAAAAUAUACUAGAAAUUUUCAUCCUUUGAAACGUGUGCUGAAAAAGAAGAAUCAGCAAAUACUACUGAAAGUGCAAUAUUUGAUUAUCACUGCGAGCUUUCUGAGAUGGAGAACCUUUUUACUGUGUCAUCAGAUCCUCUUCCCCCUCCUGCAGCUCCCCGUCCUUCUCUUCCCUUACCUUUAUCUUCAUCUUCUACCUCAUCUGGGUUUAAAAAGCAGAAGAGGACCCCCCUGUAUCAGAGAUCUAUGAGCUUUGAUCCAAACCUUCUCCACAACAAUGGACACAACGGGUACCCCAAUGGUACUUCGGCAGCACUGCGUGAAACUGGGGUUAUUGAAAAACUGCUGACCUCUUAUGGAUUUAUUCAGUGUUCAGAACGUCAAGCUAGACUUUUCUUCCACUGUUCACAGUACAAUGGCAACCUGCAGGAGCUAAAAGUAGGAGAUGAUGUUGAAUUUGAAGUAUCAUCUGACCGGCGGACUGGAAAACCUAUUGCUGUUAAACUGGUGAAGAUAAAACCAGAAAUCCUACCUGAAGAACGAAUUAAUGGACAAGUUGUGUGCGCUGUUCCUCACAACUUAGAGAGUAAAUCUCCAGCUGCCCCGGGUCAGAGUCCAACAGGGAGUGUAUGCUACGAACGUAAUGGGGAAGUGUUUUAUCUGACCUAUACCCCUGAAGACGUGGAAGGGAAUGCUCAGCUGGAAACCGGAGAUAAGAUAAAUUUUAUAAUUGACACAAAUAAACAUACUGGUGCUGUAAGUGCUCGUAAUAUUAUGCUGUUGAAAAAGAAGCAGGCUCGUUGUCAGGGAGUAGUUUGUGCCAUGAAGGAAGCAUUUGGCUUUAUUGAAAGGGGUGAUGUUGUAAAGGAGAUAUUCUUUCACUAUAGUGAAUUUAAAGGUGACCUAGAAGCCUUACAGCCUGGAGAUGACGUGGAAUUCACAAUCAAAGACAGAAAUGGUAAAGAAGUUGCAACAGAUGUCAGACUACUGCCUCAAGGAACAGUCAUUUUUGAAGAUAUCAGCAUUGAACAUUUUGAUGGAACUGUAACCAAAGUUAUUCCAAAAGUACCUAAUAAAAACCAGAAUGAUCCAUUGCCUGGACGCAUCAAAGUAGAUUUUGUGAUUCCUAAAGAACUUCCCUUUGGAGACAAAGAUACAAAAUCCAAGGUGACUCUACUGGAAGGUGACCAUGUUAGGUUUAAUAUUUCAACAGACCGACGUGACAAAUUAGAACGAGCAACCAACAUAGAAGUUCUCACCAAUACGUUUCAAUGCACUAACGAAACCAGAGAAAUGGGUGUGAUUGCUGCCAUGAGAGAUGGUUUUGGGUUUAUCAAGUGUGUGGAUCGUGAUGCCCGUAUGUUCUUUCACUUCAGUGAAAUUCUGGAUGGGAACCAGCUCCAUAUUUCAGAUGAAGUAGAGUUUACUGUGGUUCCUGAUAUGCUGUCGGCCCAAAGAAAUCAUGCUAUUCGGAUUAAAAAGCUUCCCAAGGGCACGGUUUCAUUCCACACUCAUUCAGAUCACCGUUUUAUUGGCACUGUAGAGAAAGAAGCCACUUUUGCCAAUCCCAAAACCACUAGCCCAAAUAAAGGCAAAGAAAAGGAGGCUGAAGAUGGAAUUAUUGUGUAUGAUGACUGUGGGGUGAAACUGACCAUUGCAUAUCAAGCCAAGGACCUGGAAGGCUCCACUCCUCCUCAGAUAGGAGAUAAGGUUGAAUUUAGUGUAAGUGAAGCAAAGAGGACUGGUCAGCAGACAGCAACUUGUGUCCGACUUUUAGGUCGUAACUCCAAUGCCAAGAGGCUCUUGGGUUAUGUGGCAACCCUGAAGGAUAAUUUUGGAUUUAUUGAAACAGCCAAUCAUGAUAAGGAAAUCUUUUUCCAUUACAGUGAGUUCUCUGGUGAUGUCGAUAGCCUGGAACUGGGGGACAUGGUCGAAUACAGCUUGUCAAAAGGCAAAGGCAAUAAAGUCAGUGCGGAAAAGGUGAACAAAACACACUCAGUUAAUGGCACAGCUGAGGAAGCUGAUCCAACCAUCUACUCGGGUAAAGUCAUCCGCCCCCUGAGGAGUGUAGAUCCAACCCAGACUGAAUACCAAGGCAUGAUUGAAAUCGUGGAGGAGGGGGACAUGAAAGGUGAGGUCUAUCCGUUUGGCAUUGUCGGGAUGGCUAACAAAGGGGAUUGCCUUCAAAAGGGGGAAAGUGUCAAAUUCCAGUUGUGUGUCCUGGGUCAGAAUGCACAAACAAUGGCCUACAAUAUCACACCCCUGCGCCGGGCCACCGUGGAGUGUGUGAAGGAUCAGUUUGGCUUCAUUAACUAUGAAGUGGGAGACAGCAAGAAACUCUUUUUCCAUGUGAAGGAAGUUCAGGAUGGCAUUGAGCUACAGGCUGGAGAUGAGGUAGAAUUCUCAGUGAUUCUCAAUCAGCGUACUGGCAAAUGCAGUGCCUGCAAUGUCUGGCGUGUCUGUGAAGGCCCCAAAGCUGUUGCAGCCCCACGUCCUGACCGAUUGGUCAAUCGCUUGAAGAGCAUCACUCUAGACGAUGCCAGUGCUCCUCGCCUAAUGGUUCUUCGUCAGCCAAGGGGACCAGAUAACUCAAUGGGAUUUGGUGCAGAAAGAAAGAUCCGUCAAGCUGGUGUCAUUGACUAACCCCAUCUACAAAGCACAUCACUUAAUCAGAUAUGAUCAAGUGGGGGGGUUCUGGUGAAGGGUUCUGAAUAUCUCCCUCUUCAUCCCUCCCAAAAUCUGGAAUACUUAUUCUAUGGAGCUAUUACACCAGUUUUAACACCUUCCUCAUGUUAUGUUUAAAAAAAAAAUAAAUAAAUUUAAGAAAACCAUUUUAAAAUUAUGCACAGUUGCAGCCUGGAGAACUUAAGGUGGCGCCUUAUAGUAUCAAUUUUAGAAGCUUUAUUUGGUGCAUUUAACGCAACUGGUAAUUGCAAAACUACUUCGCCUGUGUAAGUGAAAAAUAUAGACAGUUAUCUGGUCGACCUUAUGAAAUUCUGCACUUGAUAUUUAGUGUAUACUCUACCUUCAUUACUUCUGGCAAGGUGUUCUGCCUUAGCUCUCAGUUGCAUUCUUUUCCUGUUAUUUCCUGUUCAUUAUGCUUUAAUUCUGAGGACCAUAUGAGGGUAGACUAUAUUACCUUUUUAAAAAAAAUUAAAAAUUUGUGUAAGCAUUCAAACCAUUUCCUUAAGUUGAUGGCCAAAUGUUAAAAUGUUAUUUUUCAUAUCUCAUUUAUAAUCUUGUCACAGUCCACUUAGCGAAGUUGUUAGAUUUCAGUGAGAAGUAUCUUCCAGAGUAUAUCUAAGGGUUUUUUUUUUUAUAACUUUACUAUGAUUAGUAUGUAUGGUGCAGAAUUUCAUUCGGAUGAGGUGUGCCAUCAGUGUGUGGUAAUUUAAACAUAUUUAAAAAACAAAAGGAUGAUGCACAAACUUGCUGCUUAGGACACUGCAGCUUCUAGACCCCAGUUUCUUUUACUGAUUUAAAAACAAAAACAAAAAAAAAAUAAAAAAAAAAGUUGUGCCUGAAAUGAAUCCUGUUUUCUUUAUAAGCAGCCGCCCUGGGCCCAGGGCCUUGUAAAAGACCAACCCACCCCCGGGCCUGCUGGGUCUGUCCGACUCGCACCCAGGGAGUUAGUUGGGCCCCGGGUUCUGUGCCCUCCUCCCCAGCGGCCCCCCUCCGGGCCCAGGGAGGCAGGGACGGGCCCAGGGGUGACUGAGCCUGCCUGGCGGGUGUGGGGGGGGGGGUACCCCGCAUCCCUUGUCUUUCCCCCCUUCCCCGUUUUGAGGUUAUGAUCUGCUCUGAGAGACGAGGCCGCGUUUAUCUUUGUAAACACGAAACACUUUUUGCUUUCUCCGAUUUUCUGUUAAUGGCGAAAGAAUGGAAUAGAAUAAAGUUUUACUGAUUUUGAGACAAAAAA